Molecule: messenger RNA, 666 nt
Organism: Penicillium brevicompactum
Lineage: Eukaryota; Fungi; Ascomycota; Eurotiomycetes; Eurotiales; Aspergillaceae
Product: peroxiredoxin
Exons: 5
Coding region: 1-666 (221 amino acids)
Biological process (GO): cell redox homeostasis; cellular oxidant detoxification; cellular response to oxidative stress
Cellular component (GO): mitochondrion; cytosol
Molecular function (GO): peroxiredoxin activity
Source: RefSeq, a predicted model, not a curated record
AUGGCUGAACGCGCUCCUCCCCUCCGUCUUGGCUCUACUGCCCCCGACUUUGAUGCUGAGACCUCCAACGGUCCCAUCAACUUCCACAACUUCAUCGGUGACAAGUGGACCAUCCUCUUCUCCCACCCCGAUGACUUCACUCCCAUCUGUACCACCGAGCUCGGUGCCUUCGCCAAGCUUGAGCCUGAGUUCACUGCUCGCAACACCCAGCUUAUCGGUCUGAGUGCCAACAACACUGAGAGCCACCACCGCUGGAUCAAGGAUAUCGAUGAGGUUACCGGCUCCAACCUGAAGUUCCCCAUCAUCUCCGACCCCGAGCGCAAGGUUGCCUACCUCUACGACAUGGUUGACUACCAGGACACCACCAACGUCGACUCCAAGGGUCUGGCUCUGACCAUCCGCUCCGUCUUCAUCAUCGACCCCGCCAAGAAAAUCCGUCUGACCUUGACUUACCCCGCCUCCACUGGCCGUAACACCGCUGAGGUCCUCCGUGUUCUCGACGCUCUCAAGACCACCGAGAAGCACGGUCUCACCACCCCCAUCAACUGGCUUCCCGGUGAUGACGUUGUCAUCCCCCCUACCAUCAGCACCGCUGAUGCUAAGGCCAAGUUCGGCGAGAUCCGUGAAGUCAAGCCUUACCUUCGCUUCACUAGCCUCAAGGAAUAA